UCUAUUUUAAUUUUGUGUGACGUUUAUGCAUUUUAAUUUGAUUGUGUCUGAUGCAUAGAAGUACAGAAUUUCAAGUUACAAUUUCAUCAGAUGGAGUACAAAUAUAUUUUUGCAUUUCUUAGAUUGAAAAUUAACCACGAAAAUGGACGGAUUUAAAAGGAUCCUGCUGGGUUUGUUGUGUGUGUCCAUUGGCGUCUUUUUACUAAUGUAUAGACAAUCAUACACAUUCAGAUCAAUACAGAUGGAAGUGAAGAUGAUGGGAAACACAACUUUAAACGAACAGAAGUUUCACAUCACUGAAAACACAUCUUCAAGCAAUCGAACGUUUCAAAUUCUCUGGUAUAAUCCCCCUGCUUUUAUACGACUUUAUCGCAAAGACGUCAUGUAUUGUGGAUUUGCCAAAUGCGAGUACCGUAAUUGCAAUAUGACCUUUAACAAACUAGAAGCAAAUAAUAGCCAAGCAGUUAUAUUUGAUGGUCAAAACAUGCCGAGAAAACUUGAUUUUACUCGUGCAGAUGGUCAAGUUUGGAUUUUUGCCGCUAAUGAAUCUCCUUUUUCAUACGGCGCAAAUGGUAAUUGGUGGUAUAGAAAUAAAGAAUACUUAUUUAACUGGACAAUGACCUACAACAAGGAUAACACAGACAUAUUUCUGCCUUAUGGAGAAAUACUAAAACACAAGCGUGAGAUGAGAAAGGACUUUAAAUCCAUUGCUAAAAAUAAAAAUAGAACACUAUUAAUGAUAGCAUCACACUGCCAUACGCAUUCGAAACGACAAGAAUACGUUAACAUUUUACGGAAGUAUGUUGAUAUAGAGGUUUUGGGACAUUGCGGUGAAAAGUGGACCUGUGGAGCGCGCUAUAAACAUGACGAAAACUGUUUUCAGCUUCUAAAUACAACUUUCUGAUUUUAUCUAGCAUUUGAGAAUGCUUUGUGCCAUCAAUAUUUCACAGAAAAGUUUUACGAAAACUUCAAUUAUGAUUUAAUUAUGUUGACACGUGGUGGUAGCCCUGGAGAAGCAAAGCAACUUUUUCCUGUAGGAACACACAUAGCAACAGAUGACUUUAAGACUGUCAAGGAUCUUGGAAACUUCUUAAAGAACCUUAGUAUAGAUGAAUAUGCUGAUCUUCUACAGAAAAAGAGUCAGUACUAUUCUCCAGGGUAUUUGAAGGUCUAUCAAAGAGCAAUGUGUAAUAUAUGUGAAAGAAUGAAUUUCAUGAACAAAUAUAGAAACACUAUAAAAGAUAUUCAAAAGUGGGCAUUUGGAACUCGCCCUUGCCUGCAAUCGAAAGAUGUUACAGAUAUUAAGUGAUUAUUAUGUACCUUUUUUGAAGAUUAUUUGUAGGUUAUUAUAUUUUUUUCAAGAAAUAUGCGCGACUUCUUACGCGGAAAUAUUGCGCGAAUUUAGGAACUUAAUAUUAUUCCGCGAAUGAACGAAUAUAUCGUCAUUAAAAACUUUUAAACGCGACGACAUGCAUGAUGUCACAAAUGAGGUCUGUAAUGCCUUUAUUUGUAAUAUCUUCAUGAUUUCUUUUUUAUUUUCAAUACUUGAAGCUUCAAAUCUUAUUACUUAUUACAAGUAUGUAUUGCUUAAUGAUGAGGACGUUUCGAAAUAGCUGAUUUUUAUUCUUAUCUAAUACAGGAAUAUUUUAAACGCCUAUCAUAUGCAUAAAAACCAUUUCAUGUAUAUAGUUUUAAACACUGACAUUGAUUAAUUGACGUUCUUCUUACAUGUUGAACUACGACAAAAAUGUAUUCUUAUUUGUUUUAAGUAUUAUUUCUAUUGUCUGAGAACAGAAAUUGACACAGUUUUUACAGAAUAGACAGCUUGGAAAUAGUACAAUUUAAACUAUGGAUAAAGUCCUUUGAAAUUCAGGUACGGUGUGUAUAUAUGAGCCGUGCCAUGAGAAAACCAACAUAGUGGGUUUGCGACCAGCAUGGAUCCAGACCAGCCUGCGCAUCCGCGCAGUCUGGUCAGGAUCCAUGCUGUUCGCUAAUGGUAUCUCCAAUUCCAAUAGGCUUAAAAAGCGAACAGCAUGGAUCCUGACCAGACUGCGCGGUCGCAAACCCACUAUGAUGGUUUUCUCAUGGCACGGCUCAUAUAUAUAUUCAAUGUAUCCUCGAGAUCCAGUUAACUUUCAGAGAGAGAAAAUUUAGCUUCUCUGGUCCCAACCAGUUAAAAAGACUAAAAUGUCACUAAUGAUUAGUGAGACAUGAAAACAGAGAUUUGAGUAUAUAUAUGCAAAUAUUGAACCAGUACGAAUGUGUAGUACAAUUCGGGCUCGUAUAUAAAGCAGCACCGAAACUAAUCUUAUUGGGUUAGUGGACUUGCUGUGGCAUGUGCGAGUUCGUUUGUACUGCUAGGCGCUUUGCCGUAAUUGGUUUGGUAUAUUGUGGUGGUGAUUUAGUUCGUAUAAAUUCUCUCUACUAUAUAAUAAUUUAUAAUGCGAACUUGUAUCCUAGCGGAUCUCACGUAUGGGAAAGUCAACUGUUUUGAAUAUAAUUAUAUCCCUUAAUGCAAACUAUCUCUAUAUAUUCAAUGUAUCCUCGAGAUCCAGUUCGUUUGUACUGCUAGGCGCUGUGCCGUAAUUGGUCUGGUAUAUUGUGGUGGUGCUUUAAUUCGUAUAAAUUCUCUCUACUAUAUAUAUAUAUAUAUA
Messenger RNA from Mercenaria mercenaria, 2654 nucleotides. Its product is annotated as alpha-(1,3)-fucosyltransferase C-like. Gene Ontology annotation, cellular component: membrane. The transcript has 3 exons. The coding region runs from base 143 to 904 and encodes 253 amino acids. NCBI's taxonomy places the organism in Eukaryota, Metazoa, Mollusca, Bivalvia, Venerida, Veneridae. The record is from RefSeq and is a predicted model, not a curated record. Gene Ontology annotation, molecular function: alpha-(1->3)-fucosyltransferase activity.